AUGAUGCCAACUCCUUUCCUUUUUGCAACCCUGACGGUGGUCUUCGAGGUCACUAUUGGUGAUCAUGGCGUGUUCUUGCGUUUUCGCCAACUUGUCGGUGGACUCUGCAGUCUGGUUGGUCGCAUCUCGGUGAUUUGCCUUGACUUCUACCGUCCCUCCUCAUUUCGACCCCGUUGUCCCCGACGAGCUCCUCUUAUCUCACCGCCAAUAUGUUACAUCAUUUUUCCCACGACAAUAAUCGUUCCGAACCCUCAACGCCAGGAUUCCAUCUAA
This is a messenger RNA of Dibothriocephalus latus, 273 nucleotides long. The record is from the annotation of a GenBank genome assembly. Lineage: Eukaryota; Metazoa; Platyhelminthes; Cestoda; Diphyllobothriidea; Diphyllobothriidae.